GCGGGCAGAGAGGUCCAAGUUGUCGUUGCUAAAAAAUGCUCUGGAAGACGAAAGCGCCCAAGCAGGUUGCACGCUAUGUGGCCAUCAAUCUUCAACUGGACCAAGACCAGGAGCAAGUGAGGUGCCCACAUCGGCGGCUAUUCUCAGUUCUGAUUCGAAAGCCACGUUGGUGCGGCAUCGUGCAUUCGGGCCUUGCACAAUAACCUUCCAACCUCUUGCCUCUAUACACCAUCGCACUGUUUUGUGGAUACAGCUUUUGAUCGCUAUUCCACAAAUCGCGAAGAUGAGCGACAAGAAAAAGACACGAUCAUAUCCAGAACCGUUUGUCGUGGAUUCCCUGGCAGAUCACAAGCACAGUUUCAUUCUCCUCCACGGCCGUGGUAGCAAUGGCGAACACUUUGGAACAGAACUACUCAACAGCCGUAUGACAUUGGACUCGGAAUCCAUCAUCGAAGAUGGUCAAGCAGCAAACACUCUCAGGCAGUAUUUUCCGAAUGCGAAAUUCAUCUUCCCGACUGCAAAGAAACGCCGUGCGAAAUGGUACAACCGCGCCACCAUAAAUCAAUGGUUCGACAGCGUACCUAUUGACGAACAAGAUCACUUGAUUGCCGGAAUGACCAAGGAGCAGGAAGAAUGGCAACUCGAAGGGCUGAGAGAAUCAAGGGCCUUCAUCAAAAACAUUUUGGAUGCCGAAAUCGAGUUGGUGGGAACCUCAAAUGUAGUGAUUGGCGGCUUGAGCCAAGGAUGCGCCAUGAGCUUACACGUGCUCUUGAGUCUCGAUAGUGAUGAUAUCGAUACUUCGUCCCAGCUCGCGGGCUUUGUAGGCAUGAGUGGCUGGCUGCCGUAUGCAGAUACUAUUGCCGAUGUUCUCAAUCGAGGCCAGACGAGUGUAGACGAAUCAGCUGCAGACCUGGACGAAGAUGGCGACGACGAUCCUUUCGCUACUUCUGAUGACGAUGCAGGAUCUGAAGAUGACAUCUGGGGCCGCGAACAUGAACGCAAGGAGCCGCAAACUUCGGUAGUUAAGGUCUGUGGUCUGAUCCGCGACAAUAUGGAUCUGCCGCAGCCUGCCCAAGGAUCAAAGCUGCCUUGGACGCGGACGCCAAUCUUCCUCGGGCAUGGGAAAUCUGAUGAAAAGGUGAAGAUGGCUAAAGGCGCCAAAGCUGCUGAGUGUCUCCAGUCGCUUGGGCUACAAGUAACGUGGAGAGAAUACGAUGAGGGCCACUGGUACAAAGUUCCCGAUGAGAUCGAUGAUAUCGCACGGUUCCUGCGAGCAUGCCUUGCGACACGGUAAUGAGAUGGGUAUCGUGCUGGUCAGCUUAUAGGGUCCAUCAUCGUGCUCAGUUCUCUGGAAUGGUAGCUCGCAUGUCGUUGAGACCGCGCCUUCGUUCAUUCGACAGAGUCGCGAGGUAGCGUUGUGGCUGAAACGCCAGGAAGUGAGGGGCCCAAAAGGUCGCCAUUACCAGACAAUCCGACUGGCGUGGAUAUGUAUCGCAUGCUCUACAGGGUAACGUUCUAGAAUUCGAUCUGUUAC
Messenger RNA from Cercospora beticola, 1534 nucleotides. RefSeq names its product alpha/beta hydrolase. Gene Ontology annotation, cellular component: cytoplasm. Gene Ontology annotation, molecular function: palmitoyl-(protein) hydrolase activity; carboxylic ester hydrolase activity. Gene Ontology annotation, biological process: protein depalmitoylation. Lineage: Eukaryota; Fungi; Ascomycota; Dothideomycetes; Mycosphaerellales; Mycosphaerellaceae. The record is from RefSeq and is a predicted model, not a curated record.